This is a messenger RNA of Puccinia triticina, 1725 nucleotides long. RefSeq lists its product as uncharacterized. Gene Ontology annotation, biological process: protein phosphorylation; mitotic DNA damage checkpoint signaling. Gene Ontology annotation, molecular function: ATP binding; protein serine/threonine kinase activity. The transcript is spliced from 9 exons. The record is from RefSeq and is a predicted model, not a curated record. Gene Ontology annotation, cellular component: nucleus. Bases 1 to 1725 code for a protein of 574 amino acids. Lineage: Eukaryota; Fungi; Basidiomycota; Pucciniomycetes; Pucciniales; Pucciniaceae.
AUGAACCAGUCCAACGCGAACCCUCAACCCGAAAAGCUGAGCUGUAAAACUAACAAUGAUAUCAGUCCCAGCGCUCUCUCCGACGUCUUCGUCAGCCAGUCCAUCAGCCCAUCACGAAGUCCUGCCGCCGCUGCCAUCGGCGGUACCGCCCUCGCUUCUCACGGCGAAAAGGCCGAGGCGUUGAUCGAGAAGGCCCGGGCAGAGAAAAACCGUUUGCCUGUCUACGAAGGCUUACCUGAACAUUUCGUCCUCAUCGAGAAAAUGGGAGAUGGGGCGUUUUCGAAUGUCUAUAAAGCGCUCGAUAAGCGUACCUCGCAAAAGGUGGCCAUCAAAUGUGUUAGGAAAUUCGAACUUAAUCGAAACCAGGAAGGUAAGCAUUUGAAUGCGGAGUUGAAGAAGAAACCCCGUGCGAUUGAGCGUGCAAAUAUCCUCAAAGAAGUAUCGAUUAUGCGGACAUUGAAUCAUCCUAGUAUCAUCAAGCUCAUCAGUUUUACAGAGUCUAAGGAACACUAUUUUCUUAUUUUGGAAUUGAUGGAAGGAGGUGAACUUUUUCAUCAAAUCGUCAAGUUGACAUAUUUCUCAGAGGAACUCGCGCGACAUGUGAUAUUACAAGUAGCACGAGGGAUCCGAUACUUGCACGAAGAAAAGGGAGUGGUUCAUCGAGAUAUAAAACCGGAGAAUUUAUUGUUCGAGGCCAUCCCGAUCGUCCGCUCGAAACAACACAAACACCGACCGUACGAUGAAGAGAAAGAGGACGAAGGAGAGUUCUUACCCAACGUGGGUGGCGGCGGGAUCGGGCAAGUGAAGAUCGCCGACUUCGGGUUGAGUAAAAUCGUCUGGGCAGAUCAGACGGCCACCCCUUGCGGGACCGUCGGUUAUACCGCCCCAGAAAUCGUGAAAGAUGAGCGGUAUUCUAAAAGUGUGGAUAUGUGGGCUAUGGGCUGCGUGUUGUAUACGUUAUUAUGUGGAUUCCCCCCAUUCUUCGAUGAGUCGAUUCAAGUAUUGACAGAAAAAGUCGCAAGAGGUUAUUACACUUUUUUAUCUCCUUGGUGGGAUGACAUUAGCGAUUCGUCAAAGGAUUUAAUCUCACACUUAUUGUGUGUCGAUCCUGACAAAAGAUAUACGAUCGAUGAGUUUUUAGCUCACCCUUGGUGUAAAGAAAAGGCACCAUUACCAGAAAUGAACACUCAAGAGGUAGCAACCAUGGCACCGCACAUUAUGAGAGCGAAGCAAAUGAACUAUGCGCCGAUCGAUUCGCCCUUGUUGCAUGCGACUGGCGGAGGAAUGAGGACGCCAGGCGUGGCGCAAUUGAGGGAGGCGUUCGAUGUGACGUAUGCGGUGCACAGGAUGGAAGAAGAAGGCGCGCGCCGAGCGAGGUUCGGAGGGGCUGGAAACGCUGGGAACAAGCCGUCCGGCUCGACGAAGGGCCCACACAAGCACCAAGCUUGGGGCGGGUCUGGCGGUGCGGACCGUCAGUUGGCGGAGGCGGCCCUCUACACCGGUCAAGCCGGCACACGCGAUCGUGGGAAUGCACAUCGUCAACACCAGGACCAGGCCGGAGCGUCAACUAGUGGAACCGGCCUGCGAACCAAGAAGCUUCAUCAAAAAUCUGCCGCUCCCGCUUCUUCCUCCGCCACCCAUCAUCGUCAUACCGGAUUCGAACUCAAUAUCGACCAGGCUACUUUGUUGGGCAGACGAAAUAAAUUAGCAACUCCUGUCGAAUAA